Lasiosphaeria miniovina is the source of this 1353-nucleotide messenger RNA. Its product is annotated as beta-glucanosyltransferase gel1. The record is from RefSeq and is a predicted model, not a curated record. The transcript is spliced from 5 exons. Gene Ontology annotation, biological process: fungal-type cell wall (1->3)-beta-D-glucan biosynthetic process; fungal-type cell wall organization. Gene Ontology annotation, molecular function: 1,3-beta-glucanosyltransferase activity. The coding region runs from base 1 to 1353 and encodes 450 amino acids. Gene Ontology annotation, cellular component: plasma membrane. NCBI's taxonomy places the organism in Eukaryota, Fungi, Ascomycota, Sordariomycetes, Sordariales, Lasiosphaeriaceae.
AUGCGAUCCUUUGCCUUGGCGUCUGCCUUGGCGACGCUCGCGGCCUUUGCCUUGGCGACGCCUACUCUGACGGACUUGGAGCAGCCUCACAAGCGGGCCUCGCUCCCUACGGUCACUGCCUCAGGCAAUGCUUUCUGGCAAGACAAGACGCGCUUCUACAUCCGGGGAAUCGACUACCAGCCCGGCGGCUCGUCGGCCAUGAAGGAUCCCCUGGCCGACUCCACAACCUGUCUGCGCGACAUUGCCGAGUUCAAGAAGCUGGGUGUCAACACGAUCCGAGUCUAUAUAACAGAUAACUCGGCCAACCAUGACACGUGCAUGAACGCCCUCGCCGACGCGGGUAUCUACGCCAUUAUUGAUGCCAACAACCCGCUGUUCUCGAUCAAUCGCUACGACCCGGUCCCGUCGUAUAACGCCAUGUAUCUGCAGAGCGUCUUUGCCACGGUUGACGAGUUUAUCCAGUACGACAACCUGCUCGCCUUCUUCUCGGGCAACGAGGUGAUCAACGACAAUGUGACGAGUACCCUGUCAGCCCGCUACGUCAAGGCCACGACGCGCGACAUGCGCCAGUACAUUGCCAACCGCGGCUACCGAAAGGUCCCGGUUGGCUACUCGGCCGCCGACGUGUCCCAGAACCGCAUGCAGAUGGCUCAGUACAUGAACUGCGGCACCGACGACGAGCGGAGCGACUUCUUUGCUUUUAACGAUUAUUCGUGGUGCAACACAAACUUUCAGGUGUCUGGCUGGGACCAGAAGGUCAAGAAUUUCACUGGCUACGGCCUCCCCAUCUUCCUGUCCGAGUAUGGUUGCACAACCAACGGCCGCGACUUUGGCGAAGUUGCGGCUCUCAUGAACAGCGAGAUGACUGGCGUUUAUUCGGGUGGCCUCAUGUACGAGUACGCAUUGGAAGACAAUGGGUUCGGCAUUGUUAAGAUCUCGAGCUCAGGAGUGCAGGAGCAAGGCGACUUUGCCAAGUUUGCAAAGGCUCUCUCUGCGAACCCGGCACCUACUGGGGACGGCGGCUUUACUUCGACGACUAAGUCCCAGCCUUGCCCUACAAAGGACGCGAACUGGCUGGUUGACUCUACUCUGCUCCCCGAGAUUCCCAGCGGUGCCAAGGCUUUCAUGAACAGUGGCGCUGGAAAGGGCCCUGGCCUGACGGGCGAUGGAUCCCAAAACGCUGGCCCUGCUAGCAUCAGCGACGCGUCCCCGGGAUCCGGUGCCGCCACGGCAACGCCCACCCACAGCAAGAACGCGGCGGGCAUUACCACUGUCGGAGCUGUGGACAAGGCGCCACUCAUCCUCACGGCGCUAGUCUUUGUUCUGACCCUGAGCGGAACUCUGCUGCUCUGA